CGAAUUAAGUUUGUUUGUAACUGGGCCCAAAGCUCUGUUGCUUUCAAACGCUGGGCCCUGGCCCCUGGUACAAAAGCAAAGCCGGCCCGUGAACCCCGUGAGGCCACUUUGCCUUGCGGGUCAGGAGCGCCUUUCCAGUGUCUGCGGGAGCCUACUCUGCUGUCACUCCAUCAGGAAGCCAAGGCCACGGGUGCCUGCAACCAGCCCUAGAAAGCACCAGUUCCGACACUGCCUGAGAUAAAAUGGCGUAAUCAUGCUCUGCCUUCGGAUGCCCUCCCGUCUACGCUCCUGGCUAGUCUCACCAGAAGCCAUCAGUUCUGCCCUCUUCUGCCACCUCCGAAGCAUCCCAUCCCUGGCCCUCCAGUCACCAUGGCAGCCUUGAUUGCAGAGAACUUCCGCUUCCUGUCUCUCUUCUUCAAGAGCAAGGAUGUCAUGAUUUUCAACGGGCUGGUGGCCCUGGGCACGGUGGGCAGUCAGGAGCUGUUCUCAGUGGUGGCCUUCCACUGUCCCUGCUCACCUGCCCGGAACUACCUGUAUGGGCUGACAGCCAUUGGUGUGCCUGCGCUGGCACUCUUCCUCAUUGGAGUCAUCCUCAACAACCACACUUGGAACCUAGUUGCUGAGUGCCAGUACCGGAGGGCCAAGAACUGUUCUGCUGCCCCCACCUUCCUCCUCCUAAGUUCUAUCCUGGGCCGUGCAGCCGUGGCCCCAGUCACCUGGUCUGUUAUCUCCCUGCUUCGAGGGGAGGCCUACGUCUGUGCACUCAGUGAGUUUGUGGACCCCUCCUCGCUCACGGCUGGGGAUGAAGGUUUCCCCCCAGACCAUGCCACAGAGAUCUUAGCCAGGUUCCCUUGCGGAGAGGGCCCUGCCAACCUAUCGGGCUUCCGAGAGGAGGUCAGCCGCAGGCUCAAGUAUGAGUCCCAGCUCUUUGGAUGGCUGCUCAUCGGCGUGGUGGCCAUCCUGGUGUUCCUGACCAAGUGCUUCAAGCAUUACUGCUCACCGCUCAGCUACCGCCAGGAGGCCUACUGGGCGCAGUACCGCACCAACGAGGACCAGCUGUUCCAGCGCACGGCAGAGGUGCAUUCGAGGGUGCUGGCCGCCAACAACGUGCGCCGUUUCUUUGGCUUCGUGGCUCUCAACAAGGAUGACGAAGAGCUGGUCACCAAGUUCCCGGUGGAAGGCACACAGCCACGGCCACAGUGGAACGCUAUCACCGGGGUCUAUUUGUACCGCGAGAACCAGGGCCUCCCACUCUAUAGUCGCUUACACAAGUGGGCCCAGGGCCUGACGGGUAAUGGCACAGCCCCUGACAAUGUAGAGAUGGCCCUGCUCACUGUCUAAGAGCCUACUUCUAUGCCCUCUGUAAGUGGAACUAUUGAGUCUCAAACCAACCCCUCGUGGCAUGCUCACUUUUGCAUCAGGUGACUUUCCCGUUAACUACGGUGUCUUGGGCAUAGACAAAAACAACUAAUGGUUUGUAAAGAUCCCGUGGACCACAUGGUGGGGUGGGAGCGGGGACUGGCCUACCAAAAUCAUCUCUCCUGUGGCCACAAGCACACUCUGUUCACAGUUCUGGGACUUUCCUAGAGCUGGCCCUUAGUAUGACAGGAGUGAUCUUUGGUGGGCCUCAGAGUUGGGAAACAUCAGCCGGUGAGGCCUGGUGGCAACCCACUAGGGCUACUCGUCCUUGUAUAGUACUGUGCUGUUAAUUUGUGUGUAAUCGAGUCAGGACACCUAGCUCCUCGGUGUACUGCUAGGAAGCUGCCUCAAUUGUAUACCUCUGGCUUGAUUUUAUAUAUUUAAACUUUUUGAUAAAGCUUUUCUUACUUUUAA
Messenger RNA from Rattus norvegicus (Norway rat), 1833 nucleotides. It is a transcript of the gene Calhm2, whose product is annotated as calcium homeostasis modulator family member 2. The coding region runs from base 370 to 1341 and encodes 323 amino acids. The record is from RefSeq and is marked provisional. The transcript has 3 exons. Gene Ontology annotation, cellular component: plasma membrane. Lineage: Eukaryota; Metazoa; Chordata; Mammalia; Rodentia; Muridae. Gene Ontology annotation, biological process: monoatomic cation transmembrane transport.